AUGGCUAAACUAGGUACAUCAAAAAGGGCAAGUUCCAAGAAUUCAAGCAAAAAAUCUACACCAGUUAAUACUCCAACCAAACAAAAGAAGAAUAACUCCAAGAAGAGUACACCUGCUAAAGAAGAAUCUAAAGAUAGCAUUCCAACAAAGAGAAUUUCCAAUGCACUAGAACAACUUACAAAAUACACAACUGAAGCAAAGGCAAAAGGUGAUGAUAAAAAAUCAUUAUUAGAUGAUGACGAUGAAUUAAAUAAAUCUUUAAGUCUUAUUGUUGUCAACAACAAGUCAUUUUCUGGCCCAGUCAAAAACUUUAAAUUAAAGUUGUUUGAUGUUGAUCAUUCAUUAUAUGUUCCUUGGAAAGAGGCUAGUGCCACUUCUGUCAAGGAUUUUAAAACUCUAUUAAUUCUAAAAGAUAGUGAUAAUGAUAAAGUUUCAGAAGAUGAUCUGUAUGAUUCCUUGAAUGAAUCAUCUAUUACUAUUGACGAAAUAAUAACUGGUAACCAACUGAAAACUACAUACAAGGCGUUUGAAACGAGAAGAGCAUUCGUUUCCCAAUUUUCUCUAAUUUUGGCUGACGAUAGUAUUGUUACCUCAUUACCAAAAUUAUUAGGUAGUAAAGCUUACUCAAAGUUGGAAACUACUCCAGUACCAAUAAGGACAUAUUCUAACAAAGAAUUUUCAAAGGUUACCUUAGUAAAUUCUAUUAAGAAAGUUUAUCUACAUCAAUUACCAGUUAAGAUUCCAAGAGGUACUACUAUGAACGUUCAUUUAGGUAACUUAGAAUGGUUUAAACCUGAAGCCCUUGUGAAAAAUGUUGAUUCUAUUACAAAGAAAUUGAUUGAUUUAUACAGCAUUAGAUCUAUCUUUAUCAAGAGCAAUCAAUCUCCAGUCCUACCAUUGUAUUACAAUAAUGAUGUUAUUGCUGAAUUGGCUGCUGCUAAGAAGGAUGCAGUUGCACAUGAAAGGGAAUCUAUCAAGAUCGAUGGUGUUGAAGUUCAAUUAUCUAACUUUGACAAGGCUUUAAUGGAAAUUGCUAAUCCAAAGGAAUUAACUAAUCUGUUUGCUAAACAGAUUUCUGAUGCUAAGAGAUCAAUCGAUGAUAGUGAUGAUAAAGUAGAUAAAAAACAAAUUAAAAAAGCCAAGAAUUAA
Maudiozyma saulgeensis is the source of this 1149-nucleotide messenger RNA. NCBI's taxonomy places the organism in Eukaryota, Fungi, Ascomycota, Saccharomycetes, Saccharomycetales, Saccharomycetaceae. The record is from the annotation of a GenBank genome assembly.